Messenger RNA from Vicia faba (fava bean), 561 nucleotides. The record is from the annotation of a GenBank genome assembly. Lineage: Eukaryota; Viridiplantae; Streptophyta; Magnoliopsida; Fabales; Fabaceae.
AUGUCGAACAAGAUAGUUCUCCGGCAGGCAGCGUCGACGCACCGGCGACAACCGUUACUCAAUAGCCAAUCAUCGAGAACAGCCAUUGUCGGCGAAGUAAUCGGAAGCACCGCGGCGGAGUGCUUGGCGGUGGCCUGUUGCUGUCCAUGCGGGUUAGCGAAUAUUUUUCUGUUAGCAGUUUACAAACUCCCGGCGGGUCUUUGCCGGAAAAUACUCAGAAAACGACGGCGGCGGAGGAUUAUAAAAGAAGGCUUGAUACAACCGAAGCGUCGUAACUGUUGUUGCGGUUGUUGCGACGAUGUUAACGGUGUACCUCGUAUUUACCCUAUGUGUAUAAACGACGCUUCGGAUAUAAAACGACUGCAUGAUGGGUCGUUUGAGAAUAAUAACGAUGAAAAUGCUAUAGCUCUUGAGAAAGAGAUGUGGGAGAGAUUCUACAGUGCUGGAUUUUGGAGAAGUUCUUCAAGGAGAGAAAAUUCAGAAUCAAGAACAGAAAUGGUUUCUGGAAAAUUUCAAGUUCAAUUGAUUGAAUUGAAACAACAAACAACAAACAUUGGAUGA